GCAAAUUAGAACUCUAUCGCCGAAGGGAACAGCGAGGCUAGGCAAUUACGGAAGGCUACGGCUUGGGGCAUGGAAGGUUAAUUACACCAACGAUUCAGGGAUAAAAUAAAGGCCGACCAUGUUAUGAUAACGAUCACGGCGAGAGCAUGGUACUGCCGGAGACCACUUCGAGAUGUAUCACGGGGAGCGUCACGGCGGCGCACAACUUCGAGGUGGCCAGCUACCCGCUGCUCGAAGGCAUGGGCGUCGGAAAGUAUGUGAGCUCGAGCAACUUCAGCGCCGGCGGCCACGACUGGUGCAUCCGGUUCUACCUGGACGGAGCCACGGAGCACUACGCUGGCAACGCGUCGGUCUACCUGUGCUACCUCGGCCAGGCGAAUCACGUCCGGGCAAAGUUCACCUUGACCAUGCUGGAGAAACAGGGCAAAGUGCAGGUAACGGACAAGGGCCGUCAAGAGCAUGAGUUUUCUAGGGUACAUCCUGACCGGGGAUUCCCCAAGUUUGUCGAGAAAUCGAGGCUGUUGGGAUCAUCCUCCCUCCUCGACGAUGACGGCUACCUGACAAUUAGGUGCGUCCUCACCAUGAUCAAACCGCCGCGCACUGAGCUCAGGAAAGACCUCGUUGUGGUUCCGUCUGUGGAGCUUCCCGGUCACCUCGCCCGCGCUCUCAGGGAUGGGACAGAGGCGGACGUCACAUUUCGCGUGGGAGGCCGGGCGUUCGACGCGCACAGGACCAUCCUCGCCGCACGGUCGCCCGUCUUCCAAGCAAUGCUCUUUGGCCCGAUGAUGGAGAAGGAUACGCGGAGUGUAGAGGUCGUGAACGUGGAGCCCGGCAUCUUCGAGAUGCUCCUUCACUUCAUCUACACGGACUCGCUGCCCCCGUGCAGCGACGGCGGCGAAGAAGAUCACAGCUCCGCCGCGAUGCAACAUCUGUUGGUCGCCGCUGAUCGCUACGGGAUGAACAGGCUGAAACUCAUGUGCCAAGACAGGCUCUGCAAAAGCAUCGACGUGGAGACCGUCACCACGACGUACGUGCUGGCGAAUCAGCACGACUGCGAGCACCUCAGGAACGCCUGCUUGGAGUUCAUAUCGUCGUCGACGGAAGUAACCGACGCCGUCGUGGAGAGCGAAGGCUUCAAGCAUGUCUUGGCAAGUUGGUCCCUUCUAGAGAAGAGAAGCGGCAACAAGGUCGCCCAGAAGUAGUCCAAUCGAAAAUUCUCAGUAUGGAUUCUGGAUGAUUUUCUUUGUUAGCGUGCAUAAAUUAUGAAGUCCAACCCUAUGUUUAAAAUAAUAAAUACACUUCGAAAUGAUA
Molecule: messenger RNA, 1311 nt
Organism: Lolium perenne
Lineage: Eukaryota; Viridiplantae; Streptophyta; Magnoliopsida; Poales; Poaceae
Product: BTB/POZ and MATH domain-containing protein 2-like
Biological process (GO): protein ubiquitination
Molecular function (GO): protein binding
Source: RefSeq, a predicted model, not a curated record